Molecule: messenger RNA, 924 nt
Organism: Penicillium riverlandense
Lineage: Eukaryota; Fungi; Ascomycota; Eurotiomycetes; Eurotiales; Aspergillaceae
Product: telomere maintenance SDE2 family protein
Exons: 1
Coding region: 1-924 (307 amino acids)
Cellular component (GO): nucleus
Source: RefSeq, a predicted model, not a curated record
AUGGCUCCCGUCAAUAUCCUCCUCUCGUCCUUCCCCGGACUGUCGCUUCCGUCUACUGUCUCCUUUUCUCUGCCCUCGACAUCGACCGUCGCCGACCUCACAGAACGGGUCGCCUUAUACCUCCCAUCCGCAUCUCUACUGCACUCUCUCACCCUUACUACGACCAACAACAAAGAACUCAUCCCCUCAUCUCAAAACCUUCAGUCCUUCCUAUCUAUCGACAAUGGCGACUCGACCACAACCUCUACGCUCCUCCCGCUCCGACUCACUGUCGCCCUACGCGGCGGCAAGGGUGGAUUCGGGUCGCAGCUGCGCGCAGCCGGUGGCCGCAUGUCCAGCAAACGCAAGCGCAAUCAAGGUGACAACAACAGCUCCAGCCGCAACCUCGACGGUCGACGCCUGCGCACCGUCAACGAAGCCAAAGCGCUGGCGGAGUACCUCGCCGUCAAGCCCGAGAUGGACAAGAAGGAGAAAGAGGAACGCCGGCGCAGAUGGCAGGCUGUGGUGGAGAUGGCAGAGAAGCGUCAGGACGAGCUAAAGAAUGGCGGUGGCAAACAUAAGAUUGAUGGGCAGUGGAUGGAUGAUAAAGAGGAAAUGAACGAGAAGGCCAGGGAGGCGGUUAUGCAGGCUAUGAAGGAUGGUGCCUGGACGGAUAGCCUGCGGGACGCGAUUCUGGGUGGGUCGAGCACCAGCGCUAGUGAGGGCAGUGAGCAGUCGACCUCAUCCAGUUCGGAGGAGGAUGAGGAUGAGGAUGGCGACGACACUGCAGCCAAUCACGGAGAGGGCCCAUCUGCGCCCGCUCCAAAGACCGUCCCGCGGAAGUUCAUUGGGUUCGAUGAUGACGAUGAAUUUAUGAGUGACUCUGACCUCGAGGACGAGGUCGAUUCAUCCGCCGACAAGGGCAAGGGCAAGGCGCGUGCUUAA